UGCUCUAUUGUUGCAAAUCCAAAUAGCACUCUAAGAAUUUCUCUCUCGUCGUCUAUAGUGCAUGUUUUGAAAUAAAGGACUCGUAAACGAAUUAGAGGAUUAGAUGGUCAUUCGUUAAUACGCGUGGAGUAGCAUAAUGGAGAACUUUACUUCAACUCCAACGCAUUGUCUAUCGGGAUUGAAUUUCCUCUGGUGGUGCCAUUGAUGCCAUGUGCAUGUUCAUAGCACGCUGGUUAAUGCAUGUAAUUAUCCCGAUUCCUAAAUUCGUUAAGGAGGUCCUGUGUAGCUAUUAUAAUAUGUAGACUGAGCUACUAUGACUCUCUACACGCGAUGCGACUCUGCAGUAGUCUCUCGGCGCCCAGGCAGAAGACACGAUGACCAGUUCCUCGUACAACAAAGAGCAACUAGCAGCAAAGCUUUAUUCAUCCAUCAAGCCGUUCGUAUUCUAUAGUCAACUGCUAUGCAGUGUCCCAUAUCCGGUCGCUACCUUGCAGUCAUCGUGCCAUCUGAGUUUUGUGUACCGAUCGAACUUCAAACAAGCUCGCUGUCUGCUCACUGCUGCACUGAUGAUCUGUAUUAUUAUCUGCAAUUUGAAGGGAGUGAUAGAGAUGGUAUCCUUAUCGAUACCUUUCUUCACCACGACACUCUACAUCAACGAGAUGGUGCUUUGUGCCGUCGCCAGUCUGCUAACCGUCGCGCGAAGCUACAAAAAGGACGUGGCUUACAAUCGAUUCCUCCAGAGGCUUCUCACCAUUGCCUGUUCACUCCAUGAUGGCGAAUGGGAAAGGAUACUACCGUAUCUUCGCCGACGACUCCAGUGCGUUUGCGCCUUAUUAGCGGUCCUGAUCGCAACCGGAUUGACAUGUGUUUUCUAUCAUUUUGGCGGCAUCUACACCACUUUCCUCACGCUUAUCGGCUUCGUCAUUCCCAACGUUCUGGUUGCACUUUCGCUGCUGCAAUAUGCUUACGGUGUACUGCUUAUCUAUAAGCUACAGCAGCGGUUCAAUUGUCGGCUCGCGAUAAGAGAGCUGGCGCCGGAGAGUGAACUGCUACACUGGAUCGAGCAAUGCGAAUCGUACUACCUGCAGCUCGCGGCUUGCAUUGAACACAUCACACAGUCUUUUGGGCUGCUCAUCGUCACCAACACGUUUGCGGCGAUUAACGUUAUCAGCGUGCUGCUGUUGGAAAUUUAUCAGUAUCUGCAAACCAAUGACUCGAAACCGAUCUUUAUCGUCAACAAUCUAGUGUGGAUCGGUAUGCAAUGUGUGCUGCUGGUGUUGCCCCUGUACCCAAAUCAUUUAUUGAAAGGAGAGCAAACACGCCUUGGAACACUGCUGUUCGAAGUCUUUCCUCAAGGCUACGAAGCGCAUGGCGAACAUCGCAUCACACGCUAUGGUAUGCUAACACUGAUAAGAAAGGAGGUUUAUGUGAAAGCUUGCGGUAUCUUAACUCUAGAUUUGUCUUCACUUGUGUCGAUAUUUGCUGCACUGCUGUCGUUCAUGAUAAUAAUGAUACAAUUCGAUCAAACCAACUUAAAUAAGGACUCCGGCGCUGUCACUGCUUUCGAUAGCCUCUACAGUUCGAAUUCUUAAAUUCCUCAGGCGCAUGUAAGUUGUAGCACUUUGCCUGUAACGCAUGAUCACUCCGUGUGAUUGUUCAUUAUUUCACCGUAGAUUCACCACACUGGCACCAAUUAUAUCAAUCAUUUGUUGUCGCUUCUCGAUGAGACACUUUAUGUGCUCCUCCAAAGGCUCGGCGAUUAUGGAGCAUGAGUCAAUGUCGACCCGUUCGUAGAGCCUCCGUCGGAAAUCCAUAUCCAUGUACAUCUCGUCCUCCGUAUGCUUGCCCUGUACAGCCUCAUACUCCAGCAACUUGUUGUGGAACGUCUUGAAGCUUAUAGCCUCUUGCUUCAUCAAUUGGCUGGAGGAUUCGUCCAGGUUCUGACACUCUUGCGGUAAUUGUGCUAGUAUGGCCGGAUCUUCCAAAUCCAAAUCACACGCUAUGAAAUUGCCACUCGUCAGCUACAGUGUAUGUUUUGAAAUAAAGGACUCGUAAACGAA
Messenger RNA from Anopheles aquasalis, 2060 nucleotides. RefSeq lists its product as uncharacterized. Gene Ontology annotation, biological process: sensory perception of taste; male courtship behavior; chemosensory behavior. Gene Ontology annotation, cellular component: membrane; axon; dendrite. The record is from RefSeq and is a predicted model, not a curated record. NCBI's taxonomy places the organism in Eukaryota, Metazoa, Arthropoda, Insecta, Diptera, Culicidae.